Lodderomyces theae is the source of this 1149-nucleotide messenger RNA. It is a transcript of the gene MED18, whose product is annotated as Med18p. The record is from RefSeq and is a predicted model, not a curated record. Gene Ontology annotation, cellular component: mediator complex; core mediator complex. Gene Ontology annotation, biological process: regulation of transcription by RNA polymerase II; termination of RNA polymerase II transcription. Bases 1 to 1149 code for a protein of 382 amino acids. NCBI's taxonomy places the organism in Eukaryota, Fungi, Ascomycota, Pichiomycetes, Serinales, Debaryomycetaceae. The transcript has a single exon. Gene Ontology annotation, molecular function: transcription coregulator activity.
AUGGUGCAACAACUUUCACUCGUUUCGUCAAUUCCUCAUUCGAACUACCUACAAACCAUAACAUCCCUACAAGCCAUAACCGGCAUUUUACAACCACAAAAGAUCUCCACCUACUCAUUAAUAACCAAACCUAAUCAUGUAUUCAAACCCAUAUUCGAACCAGGGAAAAUCAAUCAAAUUGAACAGUAUUAUAUGAGAUGCAGCACAACCUGGGAAGAACCCUUGAAAAGUCAGGGUGGCAGUAGUAGCCAAUUAGAUAUCGCUAAACCUAUUUUCAAAGAUGACAAGGAGAAUCCCAUAUUGGUGAAAAAGUUAUUCCAUAACGACGACAACAACAACACCAUCACUGCUGAUGAUGGUGUUGACCGUGUGUGGACUUUGCAAAUUAGUGACAUACCCAUUGCUGGCAAAAACCAAACUUGCUCCCAACAGACAAUUUAUGAAAGCACGUUGGUGCAUACUCAUGUUGGAGUGGAUAAUGAACCAGCAAGUGAUUUGGAUGAUAAGAUGGAUGUAGAUGCGGACGUGAAGGAGGAAAAAGAGGGGAAUGUAGGAACAGAGGCAAUUGAGGUUAAGAAGGUGGAGGACAUGACUGCACUGAAAAGUGACGAUGCUACGAUCAAGAAGGAAGAUGGAGCUGAGACUGACGUCAAUAUGGAAGACUCAAGUACAAAGGACGCAAUCAAAGACGUUGAUACCGACAAAGGAGCCAGCAUUGAAGUCACAACUACCAUAAAAACAGAACCAAAAGAGGCGUCAACACGUACUAAAAGUACACCUUCUCGAAAGACCCAAACCGACUCCUUUUUAAUCUUUCUCAAUGAUCUCGGGUACGAAGUAGUCAAUCAAUACUGGGUAAAAGGAGUACGUUUCUUCUACAAGGACAUUGUGAUUGAAAUAUACAAGAUAUUCAUCCGUGACGACGACUACGAGGGCAAAGACGAUGACGCAAUCAAGUUGAAAUUGCUCGACGAAUCAAACACGUUUCAAGUUAAAUGUUUUGUCAAUGUGCCCAAGACAACUGAUGUGGAGUUGAUAAAUGCCGGGGCCAAGGAAUUGACAAAGUUGCAGGAGUUUGUCAAGAGUUUGUUUCUUUUGGAGGUUCCAGAUCGGAUGUCUAUGGAUUCGAGAGUUCGAAGUUUGAAAUAA